Molecule: messenger RNA, 1960 nt
Organism: Caenorhabditis auriculariae
Lineage: Eukaryota; Metazoa; Nematoda; Chromadorea; Rhabditida; Rhabditidae
Source: the annotation of a GenBank genome assembly
AUGUCCGAUCACGUCUUAAACUAUCGCGAAGGAUUCACUUCCGACGUCAGUUUCUUGUCAAUUUCAUUUUCCCUGGGAUGUUCUAGAAAUCUUAAAAUAACUGUCUGAAAAAAUGAGCUUGUGAUAGUGUUUUUUGGCCUAAAUCUUGAAAUCCGUUAAAAAGUCUAGAAGAGAAACAAGGUUUUUUUUUUCAAACCUUUGAUAAAUAAUUUAGUAAAAAUAGCUCUAAUCCUUUUUCCGACAGUUAUAUUUAUUCAUUUGAUAAAUUUUUACCAUCAAAAUAAAUCAAACAUUUUUUUAAGGAAUUACUUCUAAAAAAAUGUUGAUUAAUUUUGCACAGAAUGAUCAAAAUGUUUCCCAGAACCCGAUGCCUGGCUCUGCUGGAGAAGUUCGGCCCAACAUCGGCAGCGGGGCUCAUGUACGAUUUUAAAGAUUUCUUUCUAGUUGUGUCAAGUAAAAUUUCCACUCCCAACCAAGCAAAAUCAAAAUUUUCCACUUUCAUUAAAUUAGAAAGAGUUUGGAAUGCGUACUAUUCGAAGAUUAAUUUCUUCCAAAUCUGUAGGCCAAAUUCAGGCUGCCCCACAUUACAACAUGGGACACGGAGCAGCGGUCGGAGGAUACAGUUCCUACACAAAGGAGGUUUUUUCGUUUCAGAUUUCCGAGAGUAUGAAAUCAAAAAAAGGUUGGUAAAUAUUAACUUUGUCUGUCGCUGUUUACACUAUUUAACCUUUGCGACUAAAUUUUGUAGAAUUGACAAGAAGAUGUUUGAAAAAUAGUUAAGCAUAGUUAAACUGGACUCACUCGAACCGAAGAUAUUUCGUACAUUAAAGAGUAAUCCACACAACUUUCGAAAGUUCUGAAGUUCUAAUCCGUUUUGUCGAAAUUCCAGGCUGAAAGCUCAAAAACAGAAUAUUUGCGGAAAUCAGCCUAAACGUUUCUUACAGAAUCCGAUGCCAGGAUCGGCGGGCGAAGUCAAUCCUCCCGUCGGCGGCGGCUACAACUCUUAUUCGAAAGAAGUAGGUAGAACUUUGCGAAGGCUCAUCUUAUUUUCUACUCUUUUCAGCAUCCAGUACCUGGAUCAGCUGGAGAAGUGCGUCCGCAUAGUGGAGUCUACGUCAGAACUAAAGCUUUUGUUGAAAAGAAAUUGACUUUUUUUUCAGGGAUCCGGAGGGAUCAUGGGCGGAACGCCAGCAUACAGACCGGUUGGAAUUAAUUGAAAAAGAAAAAAAAAUUCAGCAUAACAGGGUGAACCACAGAUUGGAUAUGGAGUUGGAGGAGCUCAUUUUGAGCAGGUUUUUUUCUCUCGUAUAAUUACUUUCAGUCGUAGUUAUUAUGAUAAAAGUCUUUUUUUUUCGACUCAAUAAGUUUCAUAAGAACCAAAGAUAAUCCGUCUACUCUUGGGCUUUCAGCGUCCUCGGCCUGGAGCCGGCGGCGAGGUCGACUUCGGAAAUGUUGCCUACGUAAGCAAUGUCUCCUUUUCAAUGCAUUCCUCGAUUUAUUUUUUUCUUUUUUAACUUCAAAAAAACUUUUCGAGGCAUUCAAUUCGAAACUUCUCAUCAAAAAAAAAGUCUAGCUAGAAGUCCAGUUACAAAAAACUUUUUCUGAUCUACAUUAAUUUGCCUCGACUUUUGACUUAAAACAGAGAAGAAAAGAUUAUAAAAGUUUAGAGCGGCGGAGGACAGUUUGGCGGCUACUCUGCUCAGGUAUGAAGCAGGAUAAGCGUUGAAGAAGUCAGAUUUACAGCAUCCUGAGCCGGGGUCUGCUGGAGAAGUUGGAAGCGGCGUCUAUGUGAGUUCCGUUUCCGACUCCCAUCAGAAAGAUUCUUUUCAGGGAUCGAGCCCGGCUGGAAGGCCACCAGGCUGCGAAUAUGGGAACGUGAGUGGGCCAGAGUCGGCAGUAAACGCGACAAUUGCAGGCCGGAAUGGCCGGACCACAUCAUCAUCGCAGAAACAACUACUGA